Cydia strobilella is the source of this 886-nucleotide messenger RNA. Its product is annotated as calphotin-like. Lineage: Eukaryota; Metazoa; Arthropoda; Insecta; Lepidoptera; Tortricidae. The transcript is spliced from 2 exons. Bases 27 to 776 code for a protein of 249 amino acids. The record is from RefSeq and is a predicted model, not a curated record.
AAAAGAUACUUUUGUUCGCAGCAACCAUGAAAUUUCUGCUGAUCGUCGCUUCGGUCAUCGCCGUGGCCGUCGCUGGCCCGACCCGCGCCAUUGUCACCCCCGGCAGUGGCUCCGCGCCCAUCGUGGAUGCCGAAUCCCCCAUCAUCGCUGGACCCGUCGUGGUUGAGAGCCCCAUCUCUGUCGGACCUGCCCUGAUUGAGAGCCCCAUCUCUGUUGGACCCGCUCUGGUUGAGAGCCCCAUUUCCGUUGGACCCGCCUUGGUUGAGAGCCCCAUUGUUGAGAGCCCCGUCGUCGUUGAUACCCCCAUCGUCGGUGUGAGCCCCGUCUUCGUCGAGCACCCCAUCGUUGUUGAGAGCCCCGUCGUCGUCGACACACCCAUCGUCGCUGAAAGCCCCGUCUUCGCCGAGGUCCCCAUUGUUGUUGACGCCCCCAUCGUGAACCCCAGUCCCGCUGGUGUUGCUGCCAUCGAGGCCGAGUCCGUCUCCUCUGCCGCUGCUCCCCUGGUUCAGAUCAUCCUGAACAUCAACCAGGCUGCCGCCCCUGAGGCCCCCGCUGUCGUGCCCUCUCCCAUCAUCGUCGAGGAGUCUCCCAUCCUUGCCGAGCUCCCCGUCGUGGUCGAUACUCCCGUCGUGGCCCCUGAGCCCGUCCUGGUCGUCGAUACCCCAAUCGAGGCACCCAUCGUGAUUGAGCCCCAGCCCAUCGAGCUGCCCACCCCCGUGCUACCCGCUCCCGUCGAGGUCGCCCCCGUGAUCACCCUCCCCGACAUCCUUAAUUAAGCACAGAAGAGUUGUUGUUUAAGUAAAAAAGUGUUAGAUCCUUUUACCUUGCCGCAGUGGCUGUAAACUGUGCCGAGUGAUACUAAUGUAAAUAAACACUUUAUUUUCUA